This is a messenger RNA of Quercus lobata, 1036 nucleotides long. RefSeq lists its product as uncharacterized. The record is from RefSeq and is a predicted model, not a curated record. Bases 256 to 870 code for a protein of 204 amino acids. Lineage: Eukaryota; Viridiplantae; Streptophyta; Magnoliopsida; Fagales; Fagaceae. The transcript is spliced from 5 exons.
UCCAAGAUUGUAUACUUCUCCUGAAGAACCACCCAAACCUCCAAACCGGCUAAGACUCAGCCGCAGCCGUCGGAGACGCCGCCCAAAACCUCUGGAGAUACAACCAAAAUCCGCCACGGAAUCCGCUCAUCCUCCUUCCUGAAGAACCACCGAACCUACUGACCUCUAUGGAGGGGAGUAUUGCUGAAGAGCUUUAUUCAGAAAGUUUGAAGCUGUCAAAAAUAGAAUUGGGUCCAAAGCCUUCUUCAACUGCCAAUGAUAAAGAAAGUGAUUCACAUGGAAGUUCUCUUAGGUAGAACAUGUAAUUUGGUUAAUUUUGUAGAUGGGGAUGACUUGCAGUAUGAAGAUGGACCUAUUUGGGACAGUGGUGGUGAGGAACUAGAUGAAGCAUCUGAAUUGGAUAGGGAGUGGCAGAGGAGACAUGACCAAUUUCAUACACAUGGAUAUCGUGAAGGUAUAUCCGCUGGGAAAGAAGCUGCCGCACAAGAAGGGUUCAAUAUUGGCUUUAAGCAAUCAGUCCUAGAUGGGUACAACUGGGGUGUUGUAAGAGGUGUUACCAGUGCAUUGGCUUCGCUUCCAGAUGGGUUAAAAGAAAAGUUAAUUGAAACACAAGAAAAGAGAAAUGAAUUCAGGGGAUUGUAUGAAUCUGUUCACUCUAUUUCAACAGCGGAUGCCCUUAGGCUGUUUAAUGAUGAUAUUCUCUCAAAAAAGGCUCUGGAACGAAGUGAAAAUGCUGAGGCUAGUUCUCAUGUACCAGGUUUGCAAGAGCAAAGUUCAGACUGUAGUCGUCUAGAAAAUUACUUCAAAGAACUCCAAUCACUUCUUUCAGACUCUCCUGCACUCAAAGGACAUUUUCUUGUAGACGAGUAGAUGGUGUUGUAACGUUUGUACAAGUAGUUACUCCAGUUUAGAUUUGGAAAAAAAUGGCAUGUACUGCAAACAAAAAAGAAAAAGGGUCUUCACAAUUUUGGUGGCAUUUGUUUUAGAAUUUAUUCUAGUACUAUUGAAGAAACUUUAGUCACAUUGGUUCGUUAUU